AAAAAANAAAAAAAAAGCCCUGAUCAUUCCAAGAUUCCUCUGACGAUUCGAAGUAGCUAAAGCUUACUGCGGCGGAACAAGAAGAUGUCGACGAACACGGCGGGGGAUGGGGAUUCCGGGGUGGUGGUGGCGGAGAUGGCUGAAGGUCAGUACGUGAAGGCGAAGACGUCAGUGUGGUGGGAUAUAGGGAAUUGUCAAGUCCCAAAAGGUCAUGACGCUCAUGGAAUUGCGCAGAACGUUACAUCGGCGCUUGGUAAGAUGAACUACUGUGGUCCCGUUUCAAUCUCUGCUUAUGGAGAUACCAAUCUUAUCCCUUUAGCCAUCCAGCACGCUCUUAAUUCUACUGGUAUCGCUCUCAACCACGUCCCUGCCGGUGUGAAGGAUGCGAGUGAUAAGAAGAUUCUAGUGGACAUGUUGUUUUGGGCAUUGGACAAUCCUGCUCCUGCGAAUUUUAUGUUGAUUUCAGGAGACAGAGACUUCUCCAAUGCUCUACAUGGAUUGAGGAUGAGACGUUACAAUAUACUGUUGGCUCAGCCUCUCAAAGCAUCAGUGCCGCUUAUUCAUGCUGCAAGGACUGUGUGGCUUUGGACUAGCCUAUCUGCUGGAGGAUGUCCUCUCACGCCAAGCGAAAGCUCACAACUUGUUCUCAAUUCCACUCUUCAAUCUUCUUCUGUGUCUAGUUCAUCAAGCCAACCUCUGGAUUCUAACAACAAAUCAAAGGUUAAAUACGUUCCAAAACCAUCAAAUCAGCAGCCUAAAGUCCAGGAAAGUAAGCCUAACAAUAACUACCGUCAGCAACAACAGAACAACACUCAAGGGAAACAGUUUAAGAAAGCCCCACAUGAGUUUUUUGCCAGUAGCCAGCAGCAGCAGCCCUCUAGCAGACCUCCUCCCAAUUUACAACCCUCUAGCAAUGUUAACCCUUUCCCUGGUAAUGUCAUGAGUAAUCAUCCUCAGAAUCAGUUACAGUACAACUAUCCUCCUAGACCUGGUCCUCCUUUUCCUCCUAGACAACCUUACCCUAACCCUGAUCCUUCUUGGAAUAAUGGAAAUAAUAGCAUUCCAAAUCAUGCUCAAAACUAUUAUCCCAAUGCUGUCAGGCCAGGUGCUCCUAAUAUGCAGCCACCUUAUGGUAAUGUUUUCCGCCCCUAUCGCCCAGAGAACCUGCAGCCUCCUACUGGUAAUGGUUUCCGUCCUAUGCACGGGCCUAGGUUUUCGUCUCCACCUCUCUUGACUGCACCUGAUAUCAGCAAUCUAAGUGUGUCUCAAUAUCCUAGUCAAACUCAAAAUCGUCCCAACUUCAACCAUCAAGUUAGACAAGAAUACAGACCAAAGAUGGAGUCCUCAUUCUCUCCUAGCUUAAACGGUCCAAAUAACGGUUAUCUUCCACGGAGUAGUAGUGCCCCAGUAACUCAGUCUACGUCCACUCCUGGAGUUUCGCCUUCUCAGCCUCCAGUGGUUACUGGGUCUGGGACCAGCAAUGGUAUGUGGGGAACGCAAGAGUGUCCACCACCAUCUGAGUAUGUUCAAGGCCUUAUAGGUGUUAUCCUACAUGCUCUUAACAUCUUGAAAACUGAAAAAGUUUCGCCUACCGAGCCUAAUAUCUCGGAUUGCAUUCAGUACGGGGAUCCAAAGCAUCGUGGUACUGAUGUAAAGAAGGCUUUGGACGGUGCAUUAGAGCACCAUAUGAUCAUGGUGAAUAAUGUAGGUAAACUAAAGCUCUACAUUGGCAGAAACGAAACUCUAUGGAACUGUGUAAACCCUUUAGGGGGAAACCCUAAGAAAUACCCAAAAGCAACUUGGGAUAGACUACAAAAGUUUCUAACCUCAUCUCCUGGGCGGGCAGCGUUUACAGCAACUCAGUGCAGGUAUGAAGCUGCACAAGUUCUGAAAAAGGAAUGUCUAAAAGAGCUUACUUUAGGUGACAUACUGCAGAUCUUGAAUAUAACAGCAACCACAAAGAAAUGGAUUAGUCAUCAUCAAACAGGAUGGAAACCAAUUACUAUUAGUCUUGAUGCAGAGACCACAAACGAGACAGCAACCGAAACGGAUACAGGUAUCCAAACCGAUGCCUAAAAUUCAAUCUUUGUUCCAUGAAAUAUUGAAGGAGUAGCAGCCAUAAGCAGAGCAUAUAUGGGUACUACUUUUAAUAUUAGAGAGCACUAAGACAUGGAAAAUGGUGUUUUUCAUAUCUAAAACUUCAGAAUGAGUUGAUUCUGAAGUCUAAGUACUAGUUUUCUGAAUAGUAGCAGCACUAUCUUCUUUUCUUUUCAUUUUACUUUGGUCGGUUUAGUCUAGAGGAUAGAAGGGUAAAACAAUUGGGGGUGGUUUAAGGUUUGGAUCUAUUAGUCAUGUGUUAGUACAUGGUUGGGUUCAUAGAAGCCUUAAGCGUUGUCAUCACCAAGAAGAUUGCACAAUUUCAUGGUGAGAGAAUGAUAAACAUGUGAUUGGGAACCUCUGCAUCACCUAAGUGUUUCUACAUUAGUUACAGUUGUUUUGUUUCUUUUGGUCUUAAGAGGUUACAGUUAAUUUUCGUGAAAUCCCACUGUCGCUGGAGUGAUAAUAUCUGUAAUUUCUCCUCUUCUUUUCUUUUUAGUUAAAUCUUAUGUCUUAUUCUGAACCAUAAACUUCCGUUUAUGUAUUGUAUAUCAUUUCUACGGGUACUUUUGAUUGUUUUUAAUCAAACAAUUAUGCGAA
This is a messenger RNA of Camelina sativa (false flax), 2697 nucleotides long. The record is from RefSeq and is a predicted model, not a curated record. NCBI's taxonomy places the organism in Eukaryota, Viridiplantae, Streptophyta, Magnoliopsida, Brassicales, Brassicaceae.